UACUCUCCCACUUUCAUAAAAUAUAAGAUACUAUAGUAUAAUCAAUGGCGGUGGAAAUCACCUGAUCAACACCAAACUAUUACCAAACAAUAGCUUCACAUUCUCCCUCACAAUGCUGCUUCCAUCUCUCAUCCUAAUAUCACUCUUAUUUAUUACCUCUGUUAAAACCGCGCCCGGUCCCGGUCCCGGGCCCGCGCCAGCACUCGCCCUGGGGGGUGAGUGGCGCCUUCUGCACGAGAGCAUCGGCAUUUCAGCCAUGCACAUGCAGCUUCUCAAGAACAACAAAGUCGUCAUGUUCGACCGGACCGACUUCGGCCCCUCCAACAUCUCCCUCCCGAACGGCAGGUGCCGGGACGACCCCAACGACAAGGUCCUCACAACCGACUGCACCGCGCACUCCAUCCUCUACGACGUCCAUUCGAAUUCAUUCCGCGCCUUGACCGUCCAGACCGACACGUGGUGCUCGUCGGGCGCGGUCCUAGCUAACGGAACGCUAGUCCAGACCGGCGGAUUCAACGACGGCGACCACGCGGUUCGCACGAUAGCCGCAUGCCGCGGCGAGAGCUCCUGCGACUGGGCGGAGUUCCCCCACGCGCUGAGCGAGCGUCGCUGGUACGCGUCGAACCAGAUCCUCCCCGACGGUCGCAUCAUCAUCGUCGGCGGCAGAGCGCAGUACAACUAUGAGUUCUACCCUGGCGAUUCGAGAUCGAUUAAAUUAGAUUUUCUCCGGCAAACGAAAGAUGGCUACGAGAACAAUCUGUAUCCGUUUCUGCACUUGCUUCCAGAUGGAAACCUCUUCAUCUUCGCCAACAGGCAAUCGAUCGUUUUGGAUUACAAGCAGGAUCGCGUGGUGAGGCAGUUUCCCGCCAUCACUGGCGGAGAUUCUAGAAACUACCCGAGCUCGGGAUCGUCUGUUUUGUUGCCGGUGGAUGAGAAUAUCACUCCGGUGGCGGCGGAGGUCAUGAUCUGCGGCGGCUCGUCGCACAACGCGUUUCAGCUGGCAGCAAAGGGGACGUUCCUCCGCGCUGCCACCACGUGUGGCCGUCUCAGGGUGACUGACGACCAGCCGGUUUGGGAGAUGGAGAAGAUGCCGAGCGCGCGCGUGAUGAGCGACAUGCUUCUCCUCCCCAACGGCGACGUGAUCAUAAUCAACGGCGCGAGAUCGGGCACAGCAGGGUGGGAAGCCGGGAGGAAUCCGGUCACGACUCCGCACAUCUACAAACCCAAGGCUCCCACCGGUAAAAGAUUCGCAUCUGCAGCCGCGUCACCGCGACCACGGAUGUACCACUCAACUGCGAUCCUCCUUGCCGACGGGAGGGUCCUGGUCGGCGGCAGCAAUCCUCACAUAUACUACAACUUCACCGGCGUCGACUUCCCGACGGAUCUGAGCCUGGAGGCGUUCUCGCCGCCGUACCUGUCGCCGGAGUUGGAUCCGCUGAGGCCGCGGAUCGUGAGAGUGAGCGGCACGGUGGGAUACAACGCGUCGUUCCAGGUGACGUUCAGGGUGGCGGAGUUUUUGGAGGCAGAAGCAGUGUCGGUGAGGUUAAUUGCCCCGCCGUUCAACACGCACUCGUUCUCGAUGAGUCAGAGGAUGGUGGUGUUGAGGGGGGCUGCGGUGUGGUGCUUGGGAUUGGAGACAUAUGCGGUUGCGGCGUUGGGGCCGACGACGCCAGAGAUCGCGCCGCCGGGGCAUUACGUGUUGUUCGUAGUGCAUGCUCGAGUUCCAAGCUCUGGGAUGUGGGUUCAGAUUCAAUGAUAUGUAUAUGUAUACUAAUUUGAUUUGAAAAUAUAUAUACAAAUUCAACAAUUUAUAUGCAUCAGAAAUUUAAGGCCAAAUAAUUGAGGAAAAUUUCCAUAUAUUAGGUAUAUUUAGUUUCCAUAUAAUUAUAAUACAUGAGUAUUUGGCUGUGGAACCACGUGGGGGAUAGUGGCGACUACUGUCAACCAAAAUGAGCGGCGGUAACGAGGAGGACGCUAGAGGGAGGUGUGAUAACGCUACUCGCUGGAGAAAGUAGUUGAAUUGAAUUUUUAGAGAUUCAUAAUUUGAAAUUGGGGAUGUUAUAGAUGAUUUGAUGACGAACCAAGAGUCGAAUGUUGGUGGUCUGGUAGAGGAUGGCGGAGAGGACGCGAGCCUGUCGGUGGGUUUUGAAAACAAAAUUAUUUAUUUUAAUAAUAUGUUGUCGUUUUAAAUAUAUCACAAUAUAAUGUCGUUUUGUUCA
Messenger RNA from Salvia splendens (bonfire salvia), 2219 nucleotides. Its product is annotated as aldehyde oxidase GLOX. The record is from RefSeq and is a predicted model, not a curated record. The transcript has 2 exons. Lineage: Eukaryota; Viridiplantae; Streptophyta; Magnoliopsida; Lamiales; Lamiaceae. The coding region runs from base 113 to 1756 and encodes 547 amino acids.